UAAAAUCACGCGCGGUAGAAGACAAGAGAGGAAACCAAAGGCGACAUAGACGAGGAGGAGGAGGAAGAAGAAGAUGAGAGAGACGGUGAAGUUGAUAAGCAUGGAGGGUUUCGAGUUCGUGAUCGACAAGGAAGCCGCCAUGGUUUCACAGACUAUAAGAAGCAUGCUCACUUCUCCAGGUGGGUUUUCGGAGUCGAAAGAUGGCGUGGUGACUUUCCCUGAUAUCAGCACUACAAUUCUUGAGAAGAUUUGCCAGUACUUCUAUUGGUCUCUUCAAUACUCCAGAGGCAAAGAGACCGAGUUCCACAUUGAGCCUGAGCUGACCUUGGAGCUCAUGAUGGCUGCUAAUUAUCUUCACACUUGAAAGAGUUUAUUAACAUUAUUAAACUCUUUAUUCUGGGUAGUCUAGUUUUUCUUUGUAACCAUAAGUUGUGAAUCCCCCGGAGCACUUCGUGUGGGGUUAUUAUAAGUGUAAGCGUUUGACUCAAAAAUGGUUUGUGCUUUAACUAUUGAAUAGCUCCGACGGAUAGUUGUUCUUUUUUAUUUACUAGUUAUGACUAUUGACCGCACCA
Molecule: messenger RNA, 572 nt
Organism: Raphanus sativus (radish)
Lineage: Eukaryota; Viridiplantae; Streptophyta; Magnoliopsida; Brassicales; Brassicaceae
Exons: 3
Coding region: 74-364 (96 amino acids)
Biological process (GO): ubiquitin-dependent protein catabolic process
Cellular component (GO): elongin complex
Molecular function (GO): protein-macromolecule adaptor activity
Source: RefSeq, a predicted model, not a curated record